CCUCCUGUUCUGCUUCGAGGAUGAUUCUCGUUGUAAUAGGUUGAGAUUCGAGAGGUCUCUGCUUCAGGCUUGAGCUGAAGCCAAGGCUGUUGCGUUGGUCAAGCAAUGGAGUGCUCUUCCUCUUCGUUUAGGUUUUUCUCAACGCUCUCGAAGCCUCCCUCCGUAUCACACAGCACCACUACCAGUCGUUUAUGGACCAUAUCCCCGUAUAGAAGAAGCAACAGAAUUAGAUGGAAAAUGAGAGCUUCAGCGGAGGUCUCUGGCUUCUCCUACCAGAAAUUCAUUGACUUCGCGUUGGAUGAAAGCAGGCGCCGUACUCAGUUAUCUCCUUCCGCCGUGCAGGACAAUUUCAGUUCUUUGGUUCCAAUGGAUGGAAAAACGGAGCUUCAAGUUUUAUCUCUUCAAGCUUCCAAGAUCAGACUCCUUCGUAGUUUGUAUGUUCAAGGCAAUGAACCAAUGCAGAUGCAGGUUCUGGAUUUUGCUGUGUUCCCAAAGCCAGAAUUUGAUCUGCCUAUAUUCUGUGCCAACUUUUUUGCCACUGCUAGUUUGACCAUUGUUGUGCUGGACCUUAACCCCUUGCAUGAUGUUAUUAGUCAAAGGGAUUACAAGGAGAAGUACUAUAAGAACUUGAUGCCACUUGGCCUAAAGUAUGCUGAGCUUUUACCUUGGGGAGGCAAGAUUACUAGUGAAUCUUUGAGAUUUUUCUCACCAAUUGUAAUAUGGACAAAGUUUCUCCCAAGCCAACAAAUGAAUGAUGUGUUAUAUUCUGCCUUCAUGGAUUACUACAAGGCAUGGCUUGACCUGAUGGAUCAAGCAGCAGAGGAGACAAAUACUUCUGAAAUAACCCGUAAUUGUGAAGCACAGCAUAGGUAUUUAACAUGGAGAGCAGAGAAGGAUCCAGGUCAUCGAGUUCUAAAAAAGUUGAUCGGGGAGGCUCAUGCAAAGGACAUGGUGAAGAACUUCCUCUUCAAUGGAAUUGAUGAAUUGGGAAGUAAGACAUUUUUGGAUUACUUCCCCGAGUACCAGUGCGAGGAUGGGACUAUAAAUGAGAAACGCAGUAUCAUAGGGAAAUCAUUUGAGCAUCGCCCCUGGGAUUCAUCAGGAGAGUUUAUCAGUAAUGCCUUUAGAUAAUGCAAUACUAUCUUUCCCUCCCUAUCUCACAUUUUGCACUAGGCCUUGGUACAUUAUUUUGUUCGUUGUUGGACUCUGUUGUGUAAUUUUGAUGUACUGCAACUGUUAAGCAUGACUGAUAAUUGUAACUAUUAUUAUGUCAAGGAAGAGUGGUGGCUGAUUGUUCAUUUU
Molecule: messenger RNA, 1302 nt
Organism: Diospyros lotus (date-plum)
Lineage: Eukaryota; Viridiplantae; Streptophyta; Magnoliopsida; Ericales; Ebenaceae
Product: phytochromobilin:ferredoxin oxidoreductase, chloroplastic
Exons: 8
Coding region: 106-1131 (341 amino acids)
Biological process (GO): phytochromobilin biosynthetic process
Molecular function (GO): phytochromobilin:ferredoxin oxidoreductase activity; cobalt ion binding
Source: RefSeq, a predicted model, not a curated record